GUGGCUGGCUGGGACGCCGAGCGCUGCCCGCUCCCUGCAACCGACGUCGAGGCAAGCGGACGACGGACGGACGGACGGACGGGGACCCCGGCAUCCCCCGGAGCUCCAGGUUGCAACUCCCCAGUCCGGCGUCCCCUUUGGGAGGUCCCGGGCGCCCUGCAGGCUCCGCUCUCUCCGCCUCUCCACCCCGCAGCCUCGACUAUGGACGGCCGAGAGGACAGGCGCGCAGCCUUCGUCGAAGCCCGCCGCUGGGUCGAGGCAGUUACUGGGAAAAGUUUCGGAAGCAAGGGUUUUCGCGCUGCUUUGGAAAAUGGAAUCCUUCUCUGUGAUCUAAUUAACAAGAUCAAACCUGGCAUCAUUAAAAAGAUCAAUCGACUGUCAACACCAAUAGCUGGACUGGAUAAUAUCAACGUCUUCUUGAAAGCCUGCGAAAACCUUGGAUUAAAAGAAGCUCAGCUUUUUCAUCCUGGUGACCUUCAGGAUUUAUCUAAUCGAGUUACCGUCAAACAAGAAGAAACUGACCGAAGAGUAAAAAAUGUUUUGAUUACCUUGUACUGGCUGGGCAGAAAAGCAGCCCGCAGCCCUUCCUAUUAUGGCCCCCACCUUGAUUUGAAAGCCUUUGAGAAAUUGCUUGGACAAGCCUUGACCAAGGCCUUGGGGGAAUCCUACAGCCCCAAACAAAGUGGGAGAGAUAGCGGAUACGGGGAUUUUUGGUGCACCGAACGUAUUGAUCCGCUUUCAUUGUCCACCAAUCACAAGCGGGACGAUUCCUUAGACAGCUUGGAUUCUUUUGGCUCCAGAUCUUCCACCAGCUUCUCUUCGGAUCUCACUCUGAAAGGUGGCAGUGAAGAUUUUGAGAGUGACACGGAUUCUGAGACACGCGCCAGAAUGCACGACCCUGGCAAAGAUGACAUGUCCUACCGCCGAGUUGCCUUAAUUGAACCCAAGCCUGCUGCAGAAUUCAACCGUUUCCUGCCCAGCAAAACCAAGCCACCAACUUAUAUGCCAGCUCCCUUAAGGAAGAAGAGAAUCGAGAAGAACGAAGAUAACAGAAGAAGCUGGGCGAGUCCCGUAUUUACUGAACCGGAUGGAAAUUUUUCGAGCAACCACAGAAGAAUUUUGGGGCCCGGGAUGGAACGCAAGUCAGCAACUUACAUUCUUUCAGACUUCUCCAACUAUUUGGAGGAGGAAGAAGAGGAGGAGGAGAAAACCACGGGCAUCCCAGACAUUGAAGCCGAUGACCUUUAUGCUCGCAAAAUAAGUGCUGCUGUAUCAGCUGUAAAACUUUCCUCUCAUAAAUUCCUCCCUAAGUCUUGGGCUCCGGGUGAAGAGUUGCACUGGAAAAAAGCACAAAGGAUAUCUUUUUCCAAACAGUGGUAUAAGGAAAUUCAAGGAUUCAGUAACUUGGCAGAUGCUGAAGAGGAGGAUGCAAAAGUCCAGCCCAGCCACAGCAUCAUGGACAGCUUGGGCAUCAGAUGCCAAGAAGAUGCUCAACCCACCAAGCCAACCACUGAAAUUGCUGCAGGCGAACUGCCAAGCCAGUUUUUAUUUCUUCGAGCCCUGCAAAAGUAUUCAGAGGGCCACCUGUCUUCUGACCAUAGAACCGAAGUUGACCCAUCUUCAGGGCCUCGGCUCAUAACAUGCAGAAAAUAUAAUUACCUUAGGCCAGGCUGUGACCAAAGAAUCCACGAGAUUAGAGACUUUUACCCAGAUCUGGAAAACGACGAUUUGUUCGUCCGUAAGACCGGUGCCUCCCACGCGAAUCCAGUCGUUCUCCAAGAUUUUGAGUAUUUUAGGAGGUCUUGUCAACAAAGUCCACGGAUCGAAGGAGAAAUUGUGCUUCAGCCCAGAGAUGGGGAAGAGGAAAUAUUUCCAGAUUUAGAAAAAGAUGACUUCACUGUUCGCAAAGCUCAACUGCAAAAGAAAGAAGUGCCUUUAUCGGGUGCCCCUGACAAAUACCAGCCAGCCCUCUUCCCGGACCCUUGGAGUCUGCCCCCAGAAAUCCAGGCCAAAUUUCUAUGCUUGCUGGAGAAGUCCACCCUUAAGAGUGAACGUGAAAGCAGAGGAAAAGUCUUAUCUCCUUCUUCAAGGCAAAAGAAAGACGAUAUGUUGACCCGAAAAAUGGAGCUGCUCUGCCUAGGAGGGAACGUGCAACGCAAGAGCUUCUUUCCAGGAGUGUGUAGCAAACAAGAUAUGGAAAAAUGGGAAACCAUCAGAGAGGCCAGCAGAAUCAGGCAUAAGAAACGGCAAAUGGUUGACAGGCUGUUGCAAAAGAUUUCUGAGGAACAUGGGAGUAAAUCCUUGAAUGACGUCAGUGCAGAUGAGCUACAAACGAUCCGGCAGAUGCGUUACGAAGAGCUCCAGAAAAUAAAAACUCAGCUGCGGGAACAAGAUCAGCAGUGGCAAGAUGAUCUGGCAAAAUGGAAAAGUAGGCGCAGGAGCCACACCUCUGAUCUGCAAAGGAAAAAGGAGGAGAGAGAAGAAAUUGAGCGAAGAGCUUUGGAAAGCUCGGAACGGCGCAGUAAAACCCUGAAAGAAAUGCAGAGAGACAGAGAGAGGCGAGAUCAAGCUCCUCUGAGGAACUCUUGGCAAGAGAUGGAACAAUCGUAUUUCUCAAACGAAGACGUCUUUAGGGAAGAGAAAGCAUCUCCCAAAGUCUGUGUUCCAACCGAGGCAAAUGGAGGCUUGAAAAGGGAAGAUGAUCAUGAGCUAAAGGACCAGAAACCAGAACGUGGGGUGAAGGAUGAGCCUCUCACCUCAAUAGACAGCCUGGCUGGAGUAAGGAUGGAGCCCCCAUUGCCAAGUUCCCGGUCAUCAAAUGCCCAAACUGGAUCUGGUCAGGUUUCAGCAUCUCUACCAAGAAGUUAUCAGAAGACCGACACCGCCAGGUUGACAUCGGUGGUCACCCCGAGGCCUUUUGGGGCCCCUAUGAGAGGAAUCGCCUCGCUUCCCAGGUCCUUUACGAUGGAUGCAGCCAUGAAAUACAAUGGAGGAAUGGAGGGGCCCAGGAAUGCUCAGUCAGGGCACAGCAGGGGCUCUGAAGCUCAGACAGGAGGGUCACAACAAGGCCAAGGCCAGAUGGAGCAACGAGUUGCAGAAGGCAGCAAAACCAGGACAAGCCGCUUACUGGAGGAGCAGAGAAGGAGAACACCUGAGUUGGACCCUAAAUCAGAUCAUCACACCGGUCCUGAUUCAAUGACCAUUAGAUCUUCUGCUCCCAAAGAGAGAACCCUUUCAGGCACUGAGGAGUCAAGACAGCACGAGCAAUACAGCGAUAUGAGAAUCAGUAUAAAUCAGAAACCAGGCAGCAGUCGUAGCUUUGGAUUUGCCGUGUACCAGAAUCCUUCUGGUGUCUUUGUAAAAUCAAUAGAAGAAGGGAGCCCUGCAGAUUUUUGUCAGUUGAAAGUUGGGGAUGAAAUCCUGUCCCUUGGGGGCACCAGUGUUUCACACUUGGAGCAGGGCGAGUGGGAAGCCGCCAUUUGCCAGGCCCUGGAAAAUGGAUGCCUUGUUAUGGACGUGAGGCGGCAUGGAAGGAAGGAUUGGGGCAAAGACCAGCCUUUCCCGCCAUUUGCAAGGCACAAAAUCCUCAAUCUUACCAGUAUGGCUACCAAAAUUAUAGGUACAUCUGAAAACAAAUGGAUUGAUGCCACAUCAGGAGAUCACGCUUCAACGCAAAGUCAACAGAUGUCCAAAAAGGAGUUGCACAGCCAUUUGCAGAAUGAUGGUUCUGAAACAAAAGUCAACGGAAUGCAGGAUGAUGCCAGCUGCUGUGAACAAAAAGACACAGAACCUAUUUCUUUGAAAAACUUAAAAAGGCGAUCCCAGUUUUUUGAACAAGGAGCAUCAGGUUCCCUUUACAAUUCAUGGGUGUAUCUUUGUGGAGGUCAGGAGCCUGCAAUACUUGAUCUCCCUGUCCCACCCAUUGCGGCUCCCAGCCGUUGGACUUGGGAUCAAGAAGAAGAAAGAAAAAGGCAAGAGAAAUGGCAAGCAGAGCAGGAGCGCUUACUCCAGGAGCAGUACAAGCGUGAGCAAGAGAGGCUUAAGGAAGAAUGGCUGAAAGCCCAGCGGGAGGCAGAAAAAGACAUCUCCAGUUACUUAAAGGAGGAACAGACUAACCUGACGUGCCCUGCUCUAACCGGGAGUGUACAGGAGGUCCCAACUUUUUUGUGGGAAAGAAAUGGAAGUAACAAGACUGAUUGUCAUAGUUCUGAAAGAAAUUGGGAAGAGGAAAGCAGGCCGGAGUACCAGGGGAAAGAUAGUGAGCUAGCGAGAAGCAGCUUACAACAACAAGGAGUUUUACAGGUGGAGCAAAAGAGAAAGUUACAAGGAAUAGAAAAUGGGAAGGGAUGGAAUGGACAGGACACCGUAUACUAUGCAAAGGAACCAAGUUAUCCAGAAGAAGUACCUCAAAAAUCCCAGGUAGAAGUUGUCAAGGAACCAAGGCAUUGGGAAGAAACAUCUCAAAAUCUUCUGAUGGAGCCAAUUAAUGAACCAAAAUAUGGUGGUGAAACAUCUCAGAAUCUACUCUUUGAACCUAUCAAAGAACCAGGGUAUCAGGAAGACACAUCUCAAAAGUUACUGCUGGAACCACUCAAGGAACCAAGAUUUUGGGAAGAAAAAUCUCACAAAACUCAUGUGGAAAUAACCAAGGAAUUAAGAUACCAGGAAGAACCAUCUCCAAACCUGCUGAUGGAACCUAUCAAGGAACCAAGGUAUCGGGAAGAAGCAUCUUGUGAGCUGCUGAUGGAACCUAUCAAGGAACCAAGGUAUCGGGGGGAAACAUCUAAGGACCUGCUGAUGGAACCGAUCAAGGAACCAAGGUAUCGGGAAGAAACAUCUAAGGACCUGCUGAUGGAACCGAUCAAGGAACCAAGGUAUCGGGAAGAAACAUCUAAGGACCUGCUGAUGGAACCGAUCAAGGAACCAAGGUAUCGGGAAGAAGCAUCUAAGGACCUGCUGAUGGAACCAAUCAAGGAGCCAAGGUAUCAGGAAGAAGCAUCUCAAAAGCUGUUAGUGGAACCUAUCAAGGAACCAAGGUAUUGGGAAGAAGCAUCUCAGGACCUGCUGAUAGAACCUAUCAAGGAACCAAGUUAUCAGGAAGAAGCAUCUCGAGACUUUCUGAUGGAACCUGUGAAGGAACCAAGGUAUCGAAAAGAAGUAUCUCGAGACUUUCUGAUGGAACCUGUGAAGGAACCAAGGUAUCGAGAAGAAGCAUCUCGAGACUUUCUGAUGGAACCUAUCAAGGAACCAAGGUAUCAGGAAGAAACAUCUAAGGACCUUCUGAUGGAACCAAUCGAAGAACCAAGAUAUCGUGAAGAAGCAUUUCAAAAGCCGCUGGUGGAACCAGUCAAGGAGGUGUCAGUGCAAAGAUUUCAGUAUCAAAGACAUUAUGAAUCACCAAGACUCUCCAAUGAACAAGGAAAGUACUUCAGUGUGGACAGAAAUAAAUCCAGAUCAACCACUGAUUUAGACAAUCCUCAGCCCAGUGGGCUGAAGAAGAAGUUCUCUGAGCAAUCCUGGAAUGCCACCAACUCCCUGAAAAGAUCUCAGAAGGAACAGGGCUUGUCAUCCGCCGAGCUGGAAAGGCAGCAGAUUCUUCAGGAAAUGAGAAAAAAGACCUCUCUGCACACAGACAGCAGCUGGAUCCGGCAGCGCAGCUCCAGCAUGCACAAAGAGCCCUUCAGUCUGGCCGGCAAUAGAAUGAGGAGAGGUGAGAGCUUAGAUAAUCUUGACUCUUCAAGGACAAACUCCUGGAGACCUCAUUCCUGGGUGAACCAAUCUGCAUCUUCUACAUCUUUAUCAAGCAGCCAAGAGUUAGGCCAGCAUGUUGCUCCCGUGGUGUCCACCUCCAAUCGGGCCUACAUGCGCACCCCGUCUUCCAGCCUGCCCUCCCCUUCCUCUGCAUCUAUGAAAACGUCCUCCUUGCCCCACAUCCCCCCAUCACCAACUGUUCCUCAAGCUCCUUCGCCAACCUCUUCUUCUCAGUCUGGGACGCAACAGCGCAACAGGUCGGUGAGUGGAAAGCGAAUGUGUUCCAGCUGCAGAAACGCUCUGGGCAAAGGAGCGGCUAUGAUCAUCGAAUCUCUUGGCCUUUGCUAUCACUUACAUUGUUUUAAGUGUGUUGCUUGUGAGGGGGAUCUUGGCGGAUCACAAGCCGGAGCAGAAGUCCGUAUCCGAAACAGCGAACUCUUCUGCAACAGCUGCUAUCUCAGAUUUAAAACUGGACAGGCGACCACCAUGUGAUCCGAAGAAGGAGAAGGAGAAGCCUCUGCAACAGACAGAGAAGGAAAUGGCUGCUGCAAAUCUAUAAAUAUUUGGAGUGGGUGUGUUUUAUAGGACCAGAAGUUUGGCUGUCUAGAUCAUGUAGAAGACACACUUCCUCCUUCAUAAAAAAAACCCCCUAUUUUGAAAUAUUUAUAAGGAAGUCAUCACGUUCUAGAGAGUUGUGCAGAACUUUGCGAGAUUUACAUUUGAAGACACGCGGAGGUGGUUGCAGUCUUUAUCUCAGUUAAGCUACGCUUAAGUAAUAUUACCCUUUUAAAACUGUCCACUUCACUUUCUUCCAUCUCCCUUUGUGCUUUAACAGUUUGAAUCCGGUUGGGGAAAUUGUGAAAACUCCUUUUUCGUCCCGUGUUUGAAAAAUGUAACUCUCCAUUGCACCUCAAACAGGUUAAUAUGACUGAAGAAUUUUUUCUUUCUGUUUUCUUUUGUAUUUGUAAAUAAAGUUGCUGAUGCUGCACUUAGACAAA
Crotalus tigris (Tiger rattlesnake) is the source of this 6749-nucleotide messenger RNA. It is a transcript of the gene LMO7, whose product is annotated as LIM domain 7. The transcript is spliced from 33 exons. NCBI's taxonomy places the organism in Eukaryota, Metazoa, Chordata, Lepidosauria, Squamata, Viperidae. Bases 202 to 6243 code for a protein of 2013 amino acids. The record is from RefSeq and is a predicted model, not a curated record. Gene Ontology annotation, biological process: actomyosin structure organization; regulation of signaling; regulation of cell adhesion. Gene Ontology annotation, molecular function: actin binding.